AUGCAUGUCCAGCGUCCAAAGCAGCAGAGCCAUCCCGGGCAGCACAACAACUGGCUCAGGCUGGGUAGUGGCUGCAACAAGUACAACCCCGCUCUUGUGACAAGAGGCGGUGCUGAUGUAUCCAAGACCCAGCCUGAAAGGAGUCCGUAUGACCAGCUGAAGGCUUUCCUCAACAAACGGUUCUUUCUGCUAGGGGCGGCGGCGAUGGUUGCCGCGGCGAGGGUUGUACCUUCUCCCGGGACCACGGGAGGCUUGUUGUCGCUUUCGGUGUCUAAAGCUGGAGUGUCGUUGGUCUUCUUCUUGGUUGGUCUCGCCAUCAAGCUGGGCGAGCUUGCGGGAGCCGCCCUAAACUUCAGGCUGAACUUGCUGACCCAGGCCUUCUCGUUGGGUGUGCUCCCCGCGGUGGGCGUAGGGCUCUCGCGUGUCCUCGCCGCAGGCGGGGUGCAUCCAGCGCUCGCAGAUGGCGUGCUGAUUUUGAUGUGCCUUCCCACGACUGUCAACAUGUGCGUCAUUUUGACGCAGAGCGCUGAAGGCAACACAGCGGCAGCGGCCUUCAACGCGGUGCUCGGCAACUUGUUGGGGGUCGUAGUCACCCCUGCUCUCUUGCUUUUGCUCCUUGGUCGUCGCUUGGACAUGGCUCCAUCCCUGUUGGCUACGUUCAAAAAGCUAGGAAUAAAGGUGGUGCUACCGCUGGCGCUUGGCCAGCUCGCUCGUUUCACGCCCUUGCGGAAGCUGCACGAGCGCAAGCCCAAGGCUAUAUCACGCUUUUCCGAGUGCGUCCUCCUGAGCAUCAUCUACACCACGUUCUGCGACACUUUCACAAACAGCGCGGGCGUUGCGGGAACCGCCGCUGGCGGUGGAGGGGGCGGGGUUCUGGUACUGAUGGCGGUGUUACCCAUCGUUCACCUGUUGAGCCUCGCGGCUUUGGACGCACUCUCGCGUGUACCGUUUCUGAAGAUUGACGAAAGAGAUCGCAUUGCGGUAAUGUUCUGCGGCACGCACAAGACUCUCGCAUUCGGCAUUCCGUUGAUAAAGGCGUUGUUCGAAGGGCACCCCUCUUUGGGCAUGCUGGCGACGCCUCUUCUGCUGUACCAUCCGUCAGAGCUGAUGCUCGGCAGUGCUCUCGCGCCAACGCUGAGAACAAGAGCAGAGGCUAGGGAGGCAGCGGCUGGUGCCGCACAGAACCCUCCAAAUGGAGGGAACUGAUAGCUUCAUAGUUUGGACCAAAGGUCAAUUUCGACGGAAGUUUUUUGUUGAGUACAGGAGCAAAUCGAUUGUUUCUACGCAAGAUGGUGCAAUAGGUUCUUGCAUUUCGGCGCUCGUGUCUUUUGCCGUGUAGGUUUGUGUGGUGGGCGUGUUGAUCCAUGCGCUGUGUGUACAGCCACCUUUCUGGUUCGUAACACUAGAGCGCCAAGCCGACACGAAUGCACCGUCGACUUAAUCGUGGUGCGUGUGGGCGACAGGCCUUUGUAAGGAAUGCUUGACCAUGCCGCAGUCUUCACAUGUACAGGGACUAGUCUAGAGGAGCUCUGUCGUGAGAGGCCACGAAGAGGUCUUGGGGAGGGGGGAAUGCGAUUUACUUAGCGCCAUGCCACGUGCUUCGCAAACGAGUUUCGACAAACCAAACGUCGGCGUACUUUGGGCGCAGACUGUGACGCAGCGUAGAAAAUGGGGAGGUUGUAGAACAAGGGAAGCUCAAAAGGGAGAGGGUAUGGGUAUGGGCUUGUCGCCUGUUGCGGGGCAUGGCCAAAUUCAGUUCUGGAGUUGA
Ectocarpus siliculosus is the source of this 1768-nucleotide messenger RNA. Lineage: Eukaryota; Phaeophyceae; Ectocarpales; Ectocarpaceae. The record is from the annotation of a GenBank genome assembly.